Molecule: messenger RNA, 513 nt
Organism: Parnassius apollo (apollo)
Lineage: Eukaryota; Metazoa; Arthropoda; Insecta; Lepidoptera; Papilionidae
Source: the annotation of a GenBank genome assembly
AUGGAUUUAACAUUACUAUCUAGUGACAGUGACAGUGAUUUGGAAAUGCUAGCUCAGUUAUCUGACUCGAGUGAUGAAGAUGAAACCCUACGCCGCACUCCAAAGAGAAUCAGAAGAGUGAACUAUACGCAAAGUCUCGAUGACGGUGAUUUUACCUUUAGGUUUCGAUUGAACAAACAUGCGUUCAAUUCUUUAUUGUUAGAAAUAACCCCAUUAUUACGAGUAACAUCCACGAGAAAUUACGGAGUUUCACCAUUGCAUCAACUUUUGUUGACCCUACGGUUUUAUGCACUAGGCACAAUGUUGAUAUCCGUAGCAGAUUUUGUUGGAGUUUCAAAAUCUACAGCAGGCAGAAUAGUGCGAGACACAUCAUCAGCAAUUGCCCAAUUAUAUGAUAAAUAUAUUUAUGUUCAUCGAAGGAGUGCAGACAAAUUCUAUAGAAUUGCUGGAUUUCCUCGCGUGCUUGGGGCAAUUGAUGGCACACAUAUCCGCAUACAGUCUCCUUGUAAGUAA